Messenger RNA from Paecilomyces variotii, 2076 nucleotides. RefSeq lists its product as hypothetical. Bases 285 to 1706 code for a protein of 473 amino acids. The record is from RefSeq and is a predicted model, not a curated record. Lineage: Eukaryota; Fungi; Ascomycota; Eurotiomycetes; Eurotiales; Thermoascaceae. The transcript is spliced from 3 exons.
CAAGAAUCAGGGCGGGUGCCAGAUAUCUGAUAUAUUGAGCGAUUUUCUUCUUGACUUUUUCUGGUAUACUCUUCAUUGUUUUGCUGCAAUCUAUUCGCGGAUUUCGUUCACGACCGUUGCGUUAUCGUUAUUGCGCUGGCUUACUCGAGAUCUAUGGUAGCAGGCAGCCAACAUUCCAGACUCGUCUGGGAGUGGAACUACGCCACAACGUGGACGCUCUUUAUUGCCUGCGAUUAUCCAGAGACAUUUAGUUUAUACCUCCAGGCCUAAGAAACAGAACCACCAUGGCAAUGCAAUACUUCAACCAGCUACGAGCGAAGACGCGAUCUUCCCGGGCAAAGCAGCCUGAUCCUGUCCUGACGGAAGAGGAUGAAGCGUUCCUGCAACGCGUGACAUCCCAAACAGAUGCAGCACCCCUACCUGAUGACGUUGCGACACAGGAAUCUAAUAAUCAGCCGGUGGGAAAGGACGCGCAGAUCGCUCUGAUGGAUGGCGCUCAGAAUAUCCCGCUGCCAUUGUCACCAGCAGAAGAGGUAGGCAGGGAACUAGCAGCAGAUGAAAAUAUCAAGAGCGAGGAGGGAGUAAAAAGUAUGGGGGAAGAGCCUUCUGAAUCUGCAGAGAAGGCCAAAAAGAAUACACGAUGGAGCUGGAUGCGUAAACUGGCGAAGGACAGCAAACAGGAAAAACAGACAGCUGCAGCAGAUGUGUCCGAAGUCGCCGCAGGGCUAGAUAGACCCGGUCUGGAUGUGAAUGCGACGGGAACAGUCAGCGACGGAGAGGCGCAGCGGGAAACGGAAGAUAUGACUGACGUUCUCGAACGACUGAAUCUGGCAGCAGUGAACAACCGUGUCUUCUCGAUCAGUGACGAGACACAGGAGCUGCUUCGUAAAUUCAAGCUCAUCUUCAAGGAUCUGAUUAACGGCGUGCCCACUGCCUACCAUGACCUUGAAUCGCUCCUUACGAACGGAAAUAAACAGCUGCAGCAAACCUACUCGCAGCUCCCCAGUUUUCUCCAGAAAUUGAUCGAACGACUCCCAGACAAGUGGACGGAGACCCUAGCCCCCGAGAUCCUGGCUGCAGCUGCAGAGAGGGCUGGAAAGAGUGGGAUCAAUGUGGAGAAUGCAGGCAAGGCUGCUGCAGCUGCGAGAAAGAUGGGAGUGAAGGUCCCCAGCCUAAAGGAGCUGGUGGGCAAGCCGGCGGCUAUCGUUGGCAUGUUGCGGUCCAUUAUGGCCUUUCUCAGGGCUAGAUUCCCUGCCGUCCUAGGCAUGAACGUGCUGUGGUCCCUCGCACUAUUCAUUCUUUUGUUCGUGCUCUGGUACUGCCACAAGCGGGGACGAGAAGUGCGGCUAGAGAACGAGCGCAUAGUGACCGAGGAGGAAAUCCAGAGAAUGAACGAGCAGAGCUCCGACGAUAGAAUCCGGAGCACUGAAACGCUCACCACGAUGGCCCCUCAGGGAGCAGACCUCGAGGAAGUCCGCAGAGGUGUCCAGCAGGCUCGGGAAGCGCGUGCGGCGGCCCUCGCGGUGGCAGAGGAAAAGGAGAAAGAGAACAACAACAGCAACAAUCACGACAACGAGACGAGCCUGCAAUCAGCAUCAUCAUCAUCAUCAUCUCCACCGGCAGCAGCAAGCAUUUCGUCUCAGUUCAGAUUAUUUUCCCGCAAGCAGAGCACCAGAUCAAGCGUCCAGCCAUACGCGGGGACCUAAUGUCGCCUCUCUGGCCCGUCGGCUCGAUGGCGCCAGCAGCUCGUGGAUAUUAUUAUUACUAUUAUUACAUGCGUCGUUAUCGAUACCCUUCGAGAGAGGCCACUUGUUCAAUAAUCAUGUUGCGUUUGAAACGGGGAGUUACCAUGGUUGGAUGUCGGGCGGGUCCCAAAGGGGAAACCGGGGCGGAUAGAGGACCGAAAGCUAAUUAACCGGACUGGAUUGGCGUUCUGGAAGGAGUCGAUGAAUCAUAGCGAACCUUGGGCAGCUUUUCUGUAAACGAGUUGAUCGACGUUGACAACAUACCAUAGUCAAGUAGACCCGAUGUUGCGCGUAAAGAAUAAAUCACCUACCAUAAAUACUACUCUACUAG